Molecule: messenger RNA, 1234 nt
Organism: Andrographis paniculata
Lineage: Eukaryota; Viridiplantae; Streptophyta; Magnoliopsida; Lamiales; Acanthaceae
Product: CBBY-like protein
Exons: 8
Coding region: 54-1019 (321 amino acids)
Molecular function (GO): hydrolase activity
Source: RefSeq, a predicted model, not a curated record
CAUCUCCUCCACUCUGCUCUACGCCCAUUCUCACUCACAAAAUUAAUCCUUCAAUGGCAGCAAAUCCAAUCUCUCCCUCGCCGAUAACUGCUUCGUCCUCUUCCUCCUCCUUCAACACUCUCUUCUUCGCCAGAACGUCUCUUUAUUCGCCGCCGCGAAGCUGCCGAAUUAGCGGCGGAGUUUUGAGAUUAUCCACUUCCGAAAUCGGGAAAAGGGGCGGAAUUAGGGAUAGGGCUUUUCGAGUGACGAAAUGUAUGGCUUCUGCUGCUCAAUCGUCUCUUCCUCAGGCGCUUUUGUUCGAUUGCGACGGCGUCUUGGUCGACACUGAGAAAGACGGCCACCGCGUCUCGUUCAAUGAAACCUUUGCGGAGAAAGAAUUGGGAGUGACUUGGGAUGUUGAUUUAUAUGGUGAAUUGCUUAAAAUUGGGGGAGGCAAAGAAAGGAUGACGGCAUAUUUUAAUAAGGUCGGUUGGCCUGAAAAUGCUCCAAAGGGCGAACAAGAGAGAAAGGACUUCGUAGCAUCACUGCACAAGCGAAAGACAGACCUUUUCAUGGCUCUUAUUGAGAAGAAGUUGUUGCCACUCCGACCCGGUGUUGCAAAGUUAGUCGAUCAGGCGCUUGGAAAUGGAGUUAAAGUCGCAGUCUGCAGCACUUCAAAUGAGAAGUCGGUCUCUGCUGUAGUUUCAUUCUUGUUAGGACAAUCUCGAGCAGAAAAAAUCCAGAUAUUUGCCGGAGACAUUGUACCUCGCAAGAAGCCCGAUCCAGCAAUUUAUCUCUUAGCAGCAGAUACAUUAGGCGUCGAGCCAUCAAGCUGCGUCGUUGUGGAAGACAGCGCCAUCGGCCUCGCUGCAGCCAAAGCCGCAGGAAUGAAGUGCAUUGUAACAAAGAGCGGGUAUACGGGCGACGAGGAUUUUGUAAAUGCCGAUGCAGUUUUUGACUGCAUCGGCGAUCCACCGGAGGAGCGAUUCGAUCUUGAUUUCUGUGGAAGCCUUCUUGAGAAACAACAAUAUGUGAGUUAAAAAUAGUCGGUCCCAUUUCAUUUUCUUUCUCUACAGUUGUCUUCUCCUUGGCCCUUUCUUUAGGUUUUAACUCUUCAAAUCAUAUAUGAACAUUCUUGAAUCUCGACCUGGAAGGAUCUUCAAAUAUAUUUUAUACUUGAACAAAACUACGACGCAAAAUUUGUACUAAAUUAGAAUAAUUUGCUAUAAAAGAUCUGUAUAAUUUUGUGUCGAAA